Messenger RNA from Coregonus clupeaformis (lake whitefish), 1819 nucleotides. RefSeq names its product B-cell CLL/lymphoma 6 member B protein-like. The record is from RefSeq and is a predicted model, not a curated record. NCBI's taxonomy places the organism in Eukaryota, Metazoa, Chordata, Actinopteri, Salmoniformes, Salmonidae. Gene Ontology annotation, cellular component: nucleus. The transcript has 3 exons. The coding region runs from base 1 to 1011 and encodes 336 amino acids.
AUGGUCUGCGACUUUGACCUGCUGAGUGGACUAAAGAUGGGGGAGCAAGGUGGUUGGCUGGAGGCUAACAGAGGAGACUGGGUGGCCAUUUUGGAUUCCCAGACCGGUGCAGCCAAGGGCCCAGGGCAGAACGUCACUGACCAGGCCGGGACCAGAGGCGACAUAGUGGAGGUCAGUGGAUGGGACAGCGCCCUCAACUCUGGGCCUGGGAUCAACACUGUUAACCACAACCAGAAACAGACGGUCGAACACAAAACCACAACUGAACUUAGUCUCCAUGACAACAGACUGGCUGAGACCACGGCGGGGCGUAGAGUUGGUCUGCGGGGACGGGGAGGUGUCUGUAUGCGGCUGGAGAGAACAGAUACAGACUCCGCUAGCGAUGCUCCGUCCUGCUCCUAUAGUUGUGAUUCAGAGAGACUGAUGGUGCCUCAGGUUAACUCCCUUACAGGUGCUGCCUUCAGCCUGCCUUCUAUAGGAUCUAUCAACUGGAACAUGAACCCUGUGACAACACCGACACUCCCUGGCCUUCGUCCUCCUCACACUCUCCUAAUGUUAAACCAGACCUCAGACAAUGUCUGUGCCUCAACGCUAAAUGGCUACACAAGCCCAUUGACAAAUAACAGUAGUAGAGACGGAAUCAGUAAAGAAAAGCGUUUCCCGUGUUUGUUCUGUGGGAAAGCUUUUAGUUUCCCCAAACAGGUGGAGAUCCACCAGAGGAUACACACGGGGGAGAAACCGUUUGGCUGCCACCUGUGCCGGGCCCGUUUCUCCCGAUCGACCCACCUGAAGAGGCACCAGAGGGUCCACACAGGGGAGAAACCCUACAGCUGCCCCCAGUGUGAGAAGAGGUUCUCCCACCAGCACAAUAUGAAAGUGCACCUGAAGGUCCACACGGGAGAGGCCGUUCGCAUGUACGCACUGCGGGAAGAGGUUCUCAGAGAGGAGCUACAUCAGGAUACACCAGCAGAAAAUGCACACGGCCCAUGUAUAGAGUAUAGUGACAUGUAAUGUAGUACUAGUUAGUUUGUCAAAUGCCUGGUGACUGGGUUCAUAGAAAGCCUGGGCCUGGGUCUAGCUUUCCUCAGCUACCUCAGUGUUACCCCACCAAUACAGACAGGGUCAGGAUGGGCGUUAAACACGAAAGUUACCUAGCCUAUAACACAGCACACAAUCCCAACAACACCCAUAACAAUGUCUAGAGGAGGGAUCUCAAAGACUAACCACCUGAGGGUGGUGGCUCCUGCUUCACCCUCCUCUGGUGUCAUUGGGUCACAACGUGGGAGGCUGAGCAUUAGGAUGGACGCUGACAAGCCGUACGGCUGCCCCACGUGUGGGAAGCACUUUACUGAGGCGAACUGUGAAUAAGCACCAGACCGUUCACACCAAGGAGAGGCCCUUCAAGUGCAAACUAUGUUACAAGAGCUUCUCCUUCCUGACUAGCCUUAUCAGACAUAGGAGUGUCCACAAUGGGGAGAAAUCUUAGCAGUGUGGCUUGAGAUGUACACAGGGGAUUUCUGGGAGCCAUUCUGUGGUGACAUAUUAUAGUUAUCAUGUCUAGUGUUUUGGGGUAAGAGGGUAAUUAAUCACAUACCCCUCAUUAACCCUUCGUUAACUUGUCAUUUGAAACAGGCUUAAAGAAAUACCUGUUUUUAGAGAGAUAGUAAACCUAUGCUAGAACAAAGACUGUUGAAUAGUUACCUUACCAAAGUGAUGUAGAUGGAAUAAAGUCAUUCAUUCUAGUAUUUUCUACUCUAGUCUUGCUAAGACACUGUUCUUUAAAAAUAAAAAUAAAAGUCUGGUCUCAGCUUGAAAGAUA